Nothoprocta perdicaria is the source of this 2399-nucleotide messenger RNA. RefSeq names its product tetratricopeptide repeat domain 30B (gene IFT70B). Gene Ontology annotation, cellular component: intraciliary transport particle B; axonemal microtubule. Gene Ontology annotation, biological process: intraciliary transport. Bases 1 to 1980 code for a protein of 659 amino acids. The transcript has a single exon. The record is from RefSeq and is a predicted model, not a curated record. NCBI's taxonomy places the organism in Eukaryota, Metazoa, Chordata, Aves, Tinamiformes, Tinamidae. Gene Ontology annotation, molecular function: intraciliary transport particle B binding; protein binding.
AUGGCGGCGGACGGCGAGUACACGGCGGUGACGUACGGCCUGAUCCGCAGCGGGCGGCUGGCCGAGGCGGCGGCGCUGCUGAGCGCCGAGCUGCAGCGCAGCGGGCGCUCGCGGGGCGGCCUCUCGCUGCUCGGCUACUGCUACUACCGGCUGCAGGAGUUCGCGGCGGCGGCCGAGUGCUACGAGCAGCUGGCGGCGCUCGAGCCGGGCCUCGACGCGUACCGGCUGUACCGGGCGCAGGCGCUGCAGCGCGCCGGGCUGCACGGCGAGGCGCUGCGCGCCGCCGCGCCACUGCUCGACGUGCCGGCCUACCAGGGCCGCGCGCUGCGCCUGCAGGCCGCCGUGCGCUACGCKCAGGGCGAGCUGGCCGCCGCCAAGAGCCUCGUGGAGGAGGCGCGGGCCGCGGCGGGCGAGCGCGCYGCCGAGGCGCCCUGCGAGCUGCCCGAGGCCGAGGUGAACCUGGGCUGCCUGCUCUACGGGCAGGGCCGCCACGAGGAGGCGUGCGGCAAGUUCGCGGGCGCCAUGCAGGUGCUGGGCGACUGCCCCGAGCUCUCCUACAACAUGGCGCUGUGCUGCUACGCCACCAAGCAGUACGCGCCCGCGCUCAAGCACAUCUCGGACAUCAUCGAGCGCGGCAUCCGCCAGCACCCCGAGCUCGCCGUGGGCAUGGGCACRGAGGGCAUCGACGUGCGCAGCGUGGGCAACACGCUGCUGCUGCACCGCACCGCCCUCGUGGAGGCCUUCAACCUCAAGGCGGCCAUCGAGUACCAGCUGCGCAACGUGGAGGCGGCGCGCGAGGCGCUCACCGACAUGCCACCCCGCGCCGACGAGGAGCUCGACCCCGUCACGCUGCACAACCAGGCGCUCAUGAACAUGGAGAGCCAGCCCAGCGAGGGCUUCGAGAAGCUGCAGUUUCUCCUGCUGCAGAACCCCUGCCCACCAGAGACCUUCGGCAACCUGCUGCUGCUCUACUGCAAGCACCAGUACUACGACCUGGCGGCCGACGUGCUGGCCGAGAACGCCCACCUGACCUACAAACUGCUCACGCCCUAUCUGUACAACUUCCUUGACGCCAUCAUAACCUGCCAGACCGCUCCCGAGGAGGCUUUCCACAAGCUGGACGAGGCGGCAGGGACACUGACAGAGCAACUGAGAAAACUCACAAAGCAGGUGCAGGAAGCUCGGCAAAAUCGGGACGACGAGGCCAUAAAAAAAGCAGUAAACGAAUACGAUGAGACUCUGGAAAAAUACGUGCCUGUCUUGAUGGCCCAGGCAAAGAUCUACUGGGACAUGGAGAACUACCCAAUGGUAGAGAAGAUCUUCCGCAAGUCGGUGGAGUUCUGCAACGAGCACGAGGUGUGGAAGCUCAACGUAGCUCACGUGCUCUUCAUGCAAGAAAACAAGUACAAGGAAGCCAUUGGCUUCUACGAGCCCAUCGUUAAAAAGCACUACGAUAACAUUCUCAAYGUCAGCGCCAUCGUGUUAGCCAACCUCUGCGUUUCCUACAUCAUGACAAGCCAGAACGAGGAGGCCGAGGAACUCAUGAGGAAGAUUGARAAGGAGGAAGAGCAGUUGUCCUACGACGAUCCAGAUAAAAAGAUCUACCAUCUCUGCAUUGUCAACCUAGUCAUCGGUACCCUCUACUGCGCAAAGGGGAACUACGACUUUGGCAUUUCGAGGGUCAUUAAAAGCCUAGAGCCAUACAACAAGAAGUUAGGCACCGAUACAUGGUAUUACGCCAAAAGGUGUUUCCUGUCCUUGCUGGAGAACAUGGCCAAGCACAUGAUAACGCUGCGCGACAGUGUUACUCAAGGGUGCAUCCAGUUCCUGGAGCACUGUGAACUGUAUGGAAGAAACAUCCCCGCUGUCAUAGAGCAGCCACUUGAGGAGGAGAGGAUGCACAGCGGCAAGAACACGGUUACGUAUGAAGCCAGGCACUUGCGGGCACUCAUGUACGAGAUCAUCGGGUGGAACAYGUGAGCGUUCCCAGGGACCACGGGAGUCACCUCACACCCCUUUUGAUGCUCACCCCUGCUGAUGCUCACCACAGCGAUACGCUUCUUCCUGAUUGCUCACAUUUAAAUAUUUUAUCCUACGUUUUAACAGCAUGCCAUGGAAAAUGGCAUACUUGCAUAAAUUCACAUACCAGGAAUAAAUUCACAUAACCAGGAGCAUUCUCAGUAGUCAGUCCUAUAAAAUACACUUCAAGAUCUACCGGCCAAGAACUUCAAUACCAAAACGUCAUGGAGUUUCGACCUCUAAAAUAUUUUAUGCCCGUAACAUUUGUUUCUUUUCGUCUGUUCACUAUUAAAAGUGAUUCAUCAUCCAUCUCAUCCAGCACAGAAACUGAGGAAACAAUUGUUUUAAUCUCCAAUUUGUGCAUUUGUGUAACAUGUUUC